Molecule: messenger RNA, 1632 nt
Organism: Argentina anserina (silverweed cinquefoil)
Lineage: Eukaryota; Viridiplantae; Streptophyta; Magnoliopsida; Rosales; Rosaceae
Product: protein SLOW GREEN 1, chloroplastic
Exons: 4
Coding region: 31-1095 (354 amino acids)
Cellular component (GO): chloroplast thylakoid membrane
Molecular function (GO): protein binding
Source: RefSeq, a predicted model, not a curated record
UUUGAGAAGAGCGAGAAGAGGACAAGGCAAAUGGGUUCCUUGAGUAGUUUCUCUCUUCUUCAACCCAAAACACCCAUCACCCAAAUUACUACCCACAAUCUCUGCUUCAAUUCACUCAAACCCCAAUUCCUCAAUCCCCAACAUAUAAAGGACCCACCUUUUCCCCUACUCAAAUUCAUGUCUUCUCACUCAAACCCCCUUAAACUCUCCCCAAAACUCUCCAAUGUCUGCUCUGCUCUAAAACCCCACAAACUUUUACCAACAAUUUUGGUGGAGAAAAUAGUGGGUUUGGUUGUUGGUACAGUUUUGUUUGUUGGGUGUUUCAAUGUCAGAGCAGCUGUGGCACUGCCAGCUCAAACAAGCAGUUCCAGUGAGACUUUGGAGGAGAAGAGAGAGACCCAGAAAGGGAAGAGUGAGGAGGAAGAAAUGUAUGAGAGGAUUCUGGAGGAGGACCCAAGAAAUGUGGAGGCUUUGAAGGUGGUUGUGUAUGGGAAAAUGAGGAGAGGGGAGACAAAGGAGGCUGUAAAGUAUGUCGAGAAGUUGAUUAGUGUUGAACCGGAUGAAGUGGAGUGGAGGCUGUUGCUGGCUCUUUGUCAAGAGAUUAUGGGGGAAUUGGGUACUGCUAAGAAGUUGUUUCAGGAGAUUUUGGAGGAGAGGCCACUUUUGCUUAGAGCUCUGCAUGGUCUAGCUUUGGUUAUGCACAAAAAGCGUGAAGGUCCAGCUGUUUUUGUGAUGCUUGACAAGGCUUUAAAGAUUGCGCAGCGGGAAAAAAGAGUGAUAGAGGAGAGAAAUAUUAGAAUUCUGAUCGCACAGAUGCACGUUGUAAAGGGACAAUUGGAAGAAGGCUUGAAUUUAUUUCAAGAUCUUGUGAAUGAGGAUCCCCGAGAUUUUCGACCUUAUCUUUGCCAGGGAAUUAUUUACAGUCUACUGGAUCAAAAGAAGGAAGCCGGAGAACAGUUUGAAAUAUAUAGGGCUCUUGUGCCCGAAGAAGUUUCUCAAAGGGGAUUUCUUGAUGAUGUUGUGUUGGCAGCCAAAAUGAAACCUGGGGAACAGCUUCAGAAGGAGUUUGAUGCUGAGUUUUCAAUCCAGAAGUAAAGAUAGGCUUUUUCGCUCUGAAUAAAAUUACAGGUUACAAGUUAGACUGAUGGGUUUGGGAACAUAUAGUUGUAGAGGAAAUGCCGCUGAAGACAGGCGGUAAAUAUGCAAUUUCAAGGGCAAAGUCAACCAAUUGGCAUCUGUCAUGGAAAUAAUAUACAAACUCUAUGGGUUUCAAAAACAGAGCUGGAUUCAGUUUCUAUCGAUUGGAUUCAAGAUGGGCGUUCUUGCGUACGUCAUGCUUCUCCCUUGUUUUUUACUGGACUAGCUCCUCUUGUGAAAUAUAAGUGAGGUUUACAAUUUACUUUUAUCAGUAUCUGCUGUCGUUUGAAACUUAUUGUGUUAUGCACUUAAAACUAGGGUCUUCCAGAUCAUCUGACAGUGCAGAAGUGGUAAGAUUUCUCCUGUUAAAUUAUCUUAUCUGAAUUCCAUGUUUCCUUGAAAAGUAACAUUAGUAUGCAAGUUCCCAAUUAUAGUUCUGUAGCGUAUUUUUAUAGUGAACAAAUAAUACCAGCUAGGAGGUCUUGUUUAGUGAAA